GACCGCGUGCGUGGGCCCACACGGCCCCGGGGCUGUCGCAGUGCCCCGCACACCCCUGCCCCUCGCUGACACCGCGGGGCGUUGCGAGCGGGCACGGGGAGGGCGCCCGGCGCGGGGGGUCCCCGACAUAGGGCAGGGUGCGGGGAGCAGCGGGGAGCCCACCGCCCAGUCCCUGUACGGCCCCGUCCCGCACAGCCCCGUGGGCAGCACCGGAGACCCCGCGCCGCCGCCCUCCCGCGGGGCCCCGUGCGCUAGGACCGGCCCCAGCCGCCGCCUGCCAGCAGCUGCCCGGCGCCGCUCGGUUAAAAAUAGCGGCGCGGCCAUGGCGGCCCGGGGACACCCUCCUACCCGCUUCCACCGCGUGCACGGCGCCAAUGUGCGCCUGGACGCCUCGCGCACACGGGCCACGCGGGUCGAGAGCUUCGCCAACGCGCUGUGCUUCAGCCACGAGCCGCUGGCACCCGGGCAGAUCUUCCUGGUGGAGAUCGAGGAGAAAGAGCUGGGCUGGUGCGGGCACCUGCGCGUGGGGCUGACGGCGCACGACCCGCAGAGCCUGGGCACCGUGCCCGAGUACUCGCUGCCUGACCUGGUCAGCCUGGGGGACACCUGGGUGUUCGCCAUCACCCGCAGCCACAACCGCGUGUCGGCUGACGGGCAGGAGGAGCCGGCCCCGGCCCCUGCACCGCUCUGGGAGCCCGAGCUGCGCAUCGAGGGCGUGAGGAUCCCCCGCGACAAACUGGUGGGGCGCAGCCGCCCCGGGCGCUACAGCCACCUCCUGGACGAGCUGUACCGCACCAACGUGCUGCCACCCACCGCCCUGCGCAGCCGCAUCGGCGUGCUGUACGCCCCGCGGCCCGACGGCACCGCCGACAUGCACAUCGUCAUCAACGGCGAGGACAUGGGGCCGAGCGCCCGGAGCCUGCCCACGGCGCGGCCGCUCUACGCUGUGGUUGACGUCUUCGCCUCCACCAAGAGCGUCCGUGUGAUCCAGGUGGAAUACGGCUUCCCCUCCUUGCAGACGCUCUGCCGGCUGGUCAUCCAGAAGCACAUUGUGCACCGCCUGGCCAUCGACGGCUUGGAUCUACCCCCCCUGCUGAAGCACUUCUGCCAACACGAGUGAAGAACCGAGGGCGCUGCAUGGCCCAGCAUGGCCCCUGGCCCCCCAGAGCAUGCCAGAGGGACUUAACGGGUAUGACUGGGCUUGUGACCGCUCUGGAGGGUAUCACAGAAAGAGAGUAAGUAAUAAAGCACUUCAAGCCACAACCUGAGCUUGCUGCGUGGUGCCGGUGCACAGAGCCCAGGAAUGAAGCCUGCACGUCCUCCUGGCCUGCCUGCCUCCAGCAACAGCCCUGGGGCUACGGGAUGGAGGCCUGUGCGUAUGGGAUGCCGUGUGCUGGGGCACUGCUUCCCAGUGCUGCGGCAAGUUCAGAGCACUGCCAGAGGCAAGUAUAGGACCCGCAGCCCCAGCCUGGGCUCCUUUCUGGCUGGAAGCAUCCUGCAGCAGGGACAGGGCAGCCUGGGGAGGUUGUGCUGCCAGCAAUGGGCCCUCAGAAAGGGCUGCAGGACUCCCUGCUCACGUGGAAGGUAAAUUGCAGCUGGGCCCUGUCCCAGCCACGCAGUUUCACUAUUGGGAAACAUGUUUACUGAGAAUGGGAUGACUUAUUUCCUGUGCUCUCUGUGAAGAGGCGGAAGGAUCGGACUGCUGUCCACGCACCACGUGCAGGCUACAGCUACAGCAGUGGCUGCUCCUCAUGCACAUGCCUAUGGCCAUGAAGCCGGUCACAGCAAGCUGGGGGAGGUCUGGCAGCCCCACUGCAGCCCCUGGUCCCAACCUUGGCUCACCGUGCGCCUGUGCUGUGUUUCCCUGCUCCAGGAGCAGCCAGAACACAUGGCUCUAAGCUUACAGAAAGGUGUCCUAAGAAAUGCUAUACUAUAUUUAGAGGGAUUCGAUAUUAUCAGAUAACACGACAAAACCCUCAAACGAGAGGAAAUCCCCGACCACACAGCAGUUCUACUUCAACAGGCCAACUCUAAAAUCGAAGUGUUACUGAAGCACCAACCGUGGGAAACAGGGCACUAAUGAAUUACAGCGGUCAAGAGAGGUCUGCGGUGCGUGCUGCUCCUCCCCAGAUGUCCCCAGCACAUCCCACAGGACUCAGCCUGCCGUGCCCCAACACAGCCAAGGGGCUGGAGGGGGGCUGGCAGCUUGACAGCUUCUGCAGGCUGGGGUGAACAUGUGUUUGUUCCUCUUAGUAUUUUUUCCUCCUCCACCCCACACACUCAAAGCGUUUGCUCUGCGCUUCGCAGCAGCAUUGUUUGUACUGCUGUGACCCCCAGCAGGCAGGAGGGAGGGCGGUUCCAUUUUCUGAAUAAUUAAGAGCAGCUGCCACAGCAAGAUAAACAAACGCCCCAGCAUGCACAGCACUGCCAGCAGCAGAGAUCGCCACCCUCAGGUUCUGCUGCUCCUUAACACAUAGGCUCAC
Numida meleagris (helmeted guineafowl) is the source of this 2483-nucleotide messenger RNA. RefSeq names its product neuralized E3 ubiquitin protein ligase 2 (gene NEURL2). Gene Ontology annotation, biological process: intracellular signal transduction. Lineage: Eukaryota; Metazoa; Chordata; Aves; Galliformes; Numididae. Bases 323 to 1120 code for a protein of 265 amino acids. The record is from RefSeq and is a predicted model, not a curated record. The transcript has 2 exons. Gene Ontology annotation, molecular function: ubiquitin protein ligase activity.